AUGUUCGGACUUUUUGAAGACAGCCACAACCAGGUCUACAACGGCCAACAACACGAGAGCAAGUUCUCUCACGAGCUCGUUGCCGGUGCUGCCUCUUUCGCUGCUGCCAAGAUCUUCGAGGACAAGCAACGUAAGGAGGGCAAGCCCGUCUCUCACCAAUUCGCUAAGGAGGCUCUUGCUGGUAUUGCCGGUGCUGAGGUCGACAAGCUCUUCGAGUCCAAGGGUCUUAACUACCUUGACAAGGAGAAGGUCAAGCACCAAGCCCAACAAAACGUCCAACAAGGAUACGAUGACCACUACGGCAGCCAAGCCCAAUGGGACCCCAACCACCCUCCUUCCGUUUAA
This is a messenger RNA of Sugiyamaella lignohabitans, 345 nucleotides long. RefSeq lists its product as uncharacterized. NCBI's taxonomy places the organism in Eukaryota, Fungi, Ascomycota, Dipodascomycetes, Dipodascales, Trichomonascaceae. The record is from RefSeq and is a predicted model, not a curated record. The transcript has a single exon. Bases 1 to 345 code for a protein of 114 amino acids.